Molecule: messenger RNA, 1593 nt
Organism: Beauveria bassiana ARSEF 2860
Lineage: Eukaryota; Fungi; Ascomycota; Sordariomycetes; Hypocreales; Cordycipitaceae
Product: anaphase-promoting complex subunit 10
Exons: 3
Coding region: 1-1593 (530 amino acids)
Biological process (GO): protein K11-linked ubiquitination; anaphase-promoting complex-dependent catabolic process
Cellular component (GO): anaphase-promoting complex
Source: RefSeq, a predicted model, not a curated record
AUGAACAUUCAGCGCGGCUCACGUCGGGCCCGCCAUGUUGCUGCCAACACGGCGGCGAACCAGGCCGCCCAGACCGAGCAGCAGCAACCACAGCCAGAUUCGCCGCCGGCCACGCAGGAGGAUAAUGGCCGUAGUCUCUUGCCGCCCACGCGGCCGCCGCAGACGCGCAAUAUGCACAGAACCCCGGAGCAGCGGCAACCGGAGAGCGACGACGAGCAUCAGAUGCCCACCGUGGCGCCCCGGCCGUGGUUCCACAUGCCGCGACAGUAUCUCGAGCCAAUUCCCAUCACACAGGGCGGCGCCCUUCUGCGACGGUCCAGCUCCCCGGUGCACGCGGAGUGGCCGGUCGCUCAGGUGGAAAACUACGAGGCCCUCAUGAACCGCCUGAGCCGCCUGGACCGUGAGGCUAGCAGCAUGUUCAGCCGCAUGCGGCAGCUCUCGGCGCGCGUGACCGAGCGGUCAGUCGGCUGGCGGGCGCGGUUCGGCGGCAGCGUUCAGAGGCGGCGAGAGCGCAGCGACGCCCCGCCGCCGUCACCCUCAUCGAACGAAGAACUGGAUGCGGGCAUUGACAUGGAGCCGGAUACAGAAACGGAAGGCGUCGAGGCUGACCAACAUGGCGAUGCAGCAACGCGGGGCACGACGACGCCGCGCCUCAGCAUGCCCUUGGGGUCCGACGCCUCGGACUCGGACCCGGAUCUCAGUGUGCUGGCCAUGGCUAGAGGCAGUGGUCGCACGGGCGCCGCACAGGGCCCAACGAGCGCGAAUACGUUGGAGGAGCAGGUGCUGCUGCAACAGCAGGCCGAGGCCAUGGCGUACGAGGACGAGGUCAUGUCUCAGGAGCAGUACGAAGCCGAGGAUACGAGCAUCGACGAACAGGUAGAAGAGGAGGAGGAAGAGCAAGAUGAGCAGGAGGUGCUUGUGGACCCAGCUUCAAUUGGACUCAAGGAGAUUUCCAAUCUCGGGAAGUUUACGGUCAGCAGCCACAAACCUGGACACGGCGUGCAGGAAUUGCGGAGUGACGAUUUAAAGCUUUACUGGCAAUCGGACGGCCCGCAGCCACACAAGCUCACGGUGUAUUUCGUCAAGCGCGUCGGGAUCCGGGUGAUUCGAUUCUUCGUCGACUAUCAGGAAGACGAGUCGUACACGCCGACCAAGAUCCUGUUCAGGUCAGGGACGAGCGAGAAUAACAUGAUUGAGUUUGCGACAAUGACCAUGGACAACCCCUACGGCUGGCAGGACGUGCCCAUCAGCGGGGCCGGGGGCGAGCCCGACGGCAACACGCUCGUGUCGUAUGUGCUGCAGAUGCAGAUUUUGGAGAACCACCAGAACGGCAAGGACACGCACCUGCGUGGCAUCAAGAUUUACGCCUUUGACCCGGACUCGGGCCAGCAGGCGGGCGGGCGGCGACAGCAGCAGAACGACGACGCUGAGGGCAUCGCGGCCAUGGUGGCGAGCAGCAAGCAGGCGGGUGACGGUGGUGGUGGCGGUGAGAGACUGAGCGACGUGGCAAGGAUAUUGGCGUCUUCGAGGGUGCAGGCGGGCGAGAGUGCGUUUUCGGCGGCUGAUUUCUUGAGAGAGCCGGAGCUGCGAUAG